AUCCCCUUCCAACUAUGGGAGCUGGAUCCCUACUCCUGAGAAACUGGAGCGUUGGUGGAAGUUCCAUGACAUCAGGGCAGCUCAGCCAGUGGGGGAGAGGGUGGGGCUGGCAGGCUUCAGUCAAUGAUGCCACCUGUGCAAACCUAGACAGGCUACAAACAGCAGCGUCGUCCAGUCUGGGAGGCUGACCAGUUCCUCCAUCAGAGAAGCCUUGGAGGCUGUGUGUCCGGCCAGUCUGCAGAAAUGGGGGGUCCUGCUUGGGGCAUCCUCGGGGCCUCCCUUCUACUCCUCGGAGCCCUUUGGGGACUCGCAUGGGGCGGGCAGCAGAUGAGCAAGCUCGCGGACAAGAAGCUGUGUGCCGACGCCGAAUGCGACCAUCCCAUCUCCAUCGCGGUUGCUCUCCACGACUACAUCGCCCCCGACUGCCGCUUCAUCCACAUCCAGAGAGGCCAAGUGGUCUACGUCUUCUCCAAGCUGAAGGGCCGCGGGCGACUCUUCUGGGGAGGCAGCGUGCAAGGAGACUAUUAUGGGGAGCAGCCGGCCCGCCUGGGAUACUUCCCCAGCUCCGUUGUCCAGGAGAACCAGUACCUGAAGCCAGGCAAGGUGGAAGUGAAGACUGACAAAUGGGACUUCUACUGCCAGUGACUCAAGCAGACCGGAUUCGGGUGACGCCCCAGAUCUCGUUCCCGGAGACCGCGCCAGCCUUGCAGGGUAGGCCGCCCGGGAGUCUCACGCCUGCUCUGCCUAGUUCUCUCUACAGUAGAUGCUGCUGCUCUUCCUACGUGGGCCUUGCAGCUGGGGAGGGGGGGGGCUGCAUCCUGCAACUGCCCCAGGUGUAGAUAAAAGAUGGGAGCUUCAAUUGACACAACUGACCCCUUCCUCCCUU
Molecule: messenger RNA, 886 nt
Organism: Lacerta agilis (Sand lizard)
Lineage: Eukaryota; Metazoa; Chordata; Lepidosauria; Squamata; Lacertidae
Gene: MIA
Product: MIA SH3 domain containing
Exons: 4
Coding region: 244-645 (133 amino acids)
Biological process (GO): extracellular matrix organization
Molecular function (GO): protein binding
Source: RefSeq, a predicted model, not a curated record